UGCUUGGGUCAGUCAGCAUUCGCACUGAGACUCGUGCGUACGCUAUCUGGGCAGAACGUGACGACUGGUGACCAGAGAUAAAAUCGGCAAUUCCGGCGCGGCAGAAAGCGCCGGUGCCACUGGAUUCAACAAGAACCUCGUCCGUGGGCAGGCUGGAAGCUUUCGACGCAAGCACAAGAUUUUUCUACCAUGGCUCGUGACCACGCCUACCGAGAUGUUUGUGGACUGCAUCUGAGCUACAUAUUCCAGGAACCAGUCAUAAAAGAAGCACUCGCAUACAAGCCCAAGCCUGAUGACGUUUUUAUCGUGUCAUUUCCAAAGUGUGGGAGUACAUGGAUGCAGCAAAUUGUCUAUGCGAUUUACCACGACGGCUCCAAACCCAAGAAUCUUCGAGACUUAAUGGAGAACACGCCCUUCCUAGAGGCUCAAGGACUCAAAGCCGUCGAGAACAUGCCACGACCUGGUGCAAUCAAGACUCACCUGCCGUUUCAUCGCGUACCUUACUCACCGCAAGCGAAGUACAUAUUCGUGGCCCGAAACCCAUAUGACUGCUGCGUUUCUUUCUACCACCACACCAGAGCGUUUCCGGCGUACCGCUUUGCCGAUGGAUCAUUCGACGAGUUUUUGAGUCUAUUUCUACAAGGGAGAGUAGACUACGGCGACUACUUUGACCAGUUACUGUCUUGGUACAAUCAUGUGCACGACGAGAACGUCCUCUUCAUAACCUACGAGAAACUUAAAGUGGACCCUAGCGCUGCAGUUAUCAAGAUCGCUGACUUCCUGGGAGACAAGUACGGCAACAAACUCCGCAAGCAGCCGGAGGUGUUAGAAAGGAUCUUGGACACAAUAAGUGUGAAAACCAUGAUGGGUUUGAACGUCCAGCUUAGAAGGUGGACCGAAGAGGUGGCCGAGAUGACCGCCCUUGGGGGCAAGUGCAAGCCUCUCAACGAUGAGGCUGCUGAUGAUUUAAUGAAACCGAUGACCGGAGACUUUGUGCGGAAGGCCAUCGUUGGCGACUGGAAAAAUCACUUCAGUGCAGAGCAGAUAGAGCGAAUGAAGGAAAGAAUAGCUUUGAAAAUCCAGGAAAGCACCGUUAUGAGCCUCUGGGAGGACGUCGAACUUCCAUGAAACUGAAAGUGUCUCAAAUUCACUCGCCAUCUUUUUCUUUUUUUUAUGCUGGUUCCAUAAUAUCCUAGGUCACACUGGUGUUUUGGAGGACCACGCAUCUUCUGAACAAUAUUUAUGUAGUGACUCUGACAUCACUGCUACAUAUUUGCAAUAACAAAGAGUAAGCUUUUAUUGAGUAUUUUGGUGAGUUAACUGUAGGUUAAUGAAUGCACGCAAAUAGUAAUCAUUUAUGUUACAUAGAUAUAAAAUGCCUUCAAUAUGCCAUAUCUGAGUACCUGAUAGUGUUCGAAAAACAAAGAUCGAUUUCACAAUAUAAUGGUCUGUAAGAUGCCCGACUUGUAUUGAAAGAGGAUAAAUUGAAAUUAACCUAGGACGGCUAAAGUACUCAUGUCAUUCCUUGCUGAUUUCCAUGUUUUCCUUUCUUUUUUCUCUGGCAAAUUGCAUAGACUCAUUAUCAAUAUCAAUAAAAUGUCUUAAAGCAGUGAUAUAUUUUCGGCGAUAAUAAUCAAUAAAUGAAUUCGUAAACAUCGUU
Dermacentor albipictus is the source of this 1660-nucleotide messenger RNA. RefSeq names its product sulfotransferase ssu-1-like. The record is from RefSeq and is a predicted model, not a curated record. Gene Ontology annotation, molecular function: sulfotransferase activity. NCBI's taxonomy places the organism in Eukaryota, Metazoa, Arthropoda, Arachnida, Ixodida, Ixodidae. Gene Ontology annotation, biological process: sulfation. Gene Ontology annotation, cellular component: cytoplasm.